AAUCACCUUUCUCCGGCCAUAUGGCCGGGGCCACGCUAGUAUAAGUACGAUUGAUGGUGGUCCCCAUGUACCCAACAUCAGGAGGCGAUUCUCAACCUUUUCUUCCUCCUUUCCCUUUCGCUUUGCCGAAUGCUGAUUGCUUGUUCAGUUGCUGUGCUUUUAUUAACACCGACUUCUCGCUUAGCAGAUUACACUCAUUAUUUUCUAUUCCCCUCCGACGACGAAGGUUUCAGCUCCUGCAUAUUCGCUGCGAAUUUUGGCUUCUCGUGGUUUCUUGCUAUCCCAAGUGUCAGCUGGGUUUGGUGGUAAAGCAGAAGAUUACAUCGGGAUAUUGGUGCAUGGCGCCGUAAGUUGGUCGGUGUCACACCGAUCAAAUAGGUCGGUGUCGCACCGAUCAUCUAUAGUCACUAGUUGGGGAGUCUUUUCGGGCAAUCAAUCUAAGCAACAAGAAGUGAACACUCUUUGUGCUUUUAUGUUUUCGGCUUGGUCGAUGGGCCCGACUCCAACAUCCUUGUUGGCGAGAUGCAAGAUUUUGAAGCCCAUAUCAAACGUGAGCCAAAACAGAAUAAAUGGCCGAUACUCAAACCUUUUCUUCUUUGCCAAAUUUCGUUGAGGCUACUUAAAUUCCUCUGACCAAAUUGAAGUUUUACGCGAUCAAUUCCUUUCCUCGUCAAUCCAUAUAUCUGAAAAAUAGUGAUAAGCUGAUCAAACGAAUGAUCUUAACUUUCUGCGGUGCGAUGUGUCCUGAUUGAUAAAUUUGGUUUGUAGUGCAUCUGAGGGCUGGCCAUUUCUCGCAGUUGAAAAAGAAAGAUGGUUUCCGCGAAUAGGGAAAUGGCGGUGUAUUGCUUUGACACUCUUGUUGCUCACUAUAACAACGAGGAAGCACCCCCUCCUGCCUUUGACGAGGGCCAACAGUAAACCCUUUUCUCCAAUGCUUUUCCUCUCAACAUUCAUUGAUUUGUCAUGUCUGGGGUCAUUUGAUUCAUUGUGAUUCUGGUGCAAAGGAAACCCCUUCCUUUAUCAUUGUCUUUGGCCUAAUUUCUUUCUGGAGACCCUCUUUUUAGAAUGGUUCAGCGAUUGAUUUCAUGGUUUGAGCUACUAAUUGCUUGCUUUCUUCUUAAUACUCUCUACAAGGUGCCGGAGGCUUCCCUGUCUUUCAUUCUUAUGAACUCUUUGCUGGUGUUAAAGUAUCCUUGUACUUCACUAGGGUCGCCUUAUCACCCAUGAGUAGUCAUAGACUAAGCUGCAAGUUACUGUAAACCAAGAUUUCUGCUCUUUUCCCCUUUUUUAUCAAAUUGAGAGGGUGAUGUUUCCGUGAAUCUUAUACAAGUUAAGCUUUUCAGUGUUUGCUACUAAAAGACCUGGCUGUCGUAACUUUUAGAAGAUUGAAACAAGACAUAUGUUUAUCAAGAUUAAAAUAAUACAUAUUUUUUAUGGACAUGUUUCUAUUUGGGGGGUCUGAAUAAAAAGCAAUAUUAUUUUGAGGCUUUUAGCUGACAACUAACUAUUCAUAAACAAUUAUGGGCUGUUUUCAUCUCUUUUUCUUUUCUUUUCUGUUCAGUAAAAUGUCUAUAGUUUG
This is a messenger RNA of Linum trigynum, 1579 nucleotides long. Lineage: Eukaryota; Viridiplantae; Streptophyta; Magnoliopsida; Malpighiales; Linaceae. The record is from the annotation of a GenBank genome assembly.